Messenger RNA from Lactuca saligna, 753 nucleotides. Lineage: Eukaryota; Viridiplantae; Streptophyta; Magnoliopsida; Asterales; Asteraceae. The record is from the annotation of a GenBank genome assembly.
AUGUUUGAGUCUGAUAGAUUUGAUGACCCAUCGGAACAGGUGCGUGGAAGAGGACGUGGCGCCACCUUUGGUGCCAAUCCAAACAGUAAGUUUUCGUACCAAGGAGGCUUCGCUGGAAGAGGUAAGGGUUUGAUCCAGGGAGGUGCAGGAAGAGGAUCAAGCAAGGCUUUUGAAUCAUGGCGGACAGGUGAACCCCAACCUUUCAAACACCAUUGGGAUUCCUUCAAACCAGAAGGGUCAAACAAAAGGGAUCAGGGGGAACCAAAAAACUGGGAAGAGAUGGAAGAUAUGGGAUACCGUGGGGGAAGAGUACCGAGAUUCGCCAAGAUGGAGUUUCCCACAUAUGAUGAAAAGGGUAAUCUAGUCGAAGGGCUUCAAAGAUGUGAAGACCCCUACAAGGUUGGGUUAGGUAAGCCGCCUUUUCACUACAAGGUCGGGCUAGUGGGUGGAAGCAAAAACAGAGAGUUAGCAGGUGGUGGAGCCGGAACAGUGAAAUCUGAAGUGCGGAACUCGGUUUUGAAACGGCUUACGGCUACAAAGAUGGCGGAAAGGCGAGCAAAAGGAUUAUGCUUUAACUGUGAUGAGAUGUUCCCGAUCAGCCAUAAGUGUGCGAAAUUGUUUGGUAUCAUGUUGGAGGACGAAGAAGAUGUUACGUGGGAUGAUCGUGCUGUUUUUACCAACACGUACCCAGGUUUUAAGCUUGCGGACAAGCUUAAUGCAAAGGAAAAGAGUAAUGUUAUGAAUCAUACUUGA